GGGACGUGGUCAGACGAAAGUAUCGCGAGCUUCAGGGCGAGGUAUCCGACAAAUCAGGGAUGGACAGCAAGGACGAUUCCGAGUCGGACUCGCAGCUGAUGCCGGUUGACGAUGCGUCGCCGAGCCUCGUCGGGAGCCAAGCGACCCUCAUCGCCUCGACGUCUUAAGCACACAGGAGAUGAAGAGAUGUAGCCAAAUUUCGUUUACUCGAUGUUGUAUUGUAAGAUAUGAUCAUGAGGGGAUUGGAUUGAGCCGCUCGCGACACGUAAACGUCAACUUUGUUACCAUUACGGAGAACCUGUUUUUCGCUAUUUUCGGACAAAAGGACACCGACGACUUCACGAUUGCCCUACGGGAGAACACGCAGCCGGGCUGGACUUUAUUUUUGUUCAAGAUAACCUUUUCAGUUUACAUGCUGGUAACCGUGAUCGUACUGAUAAAUCUUCUGAUUGCUAUGAUGAGCGAUACCUACCAGACCAUCCAAGCGCAGAGCGACAUUGAGUGGAAGUACGGAUUGAGCAAACUCAUCAGGAACAUGCAAAAAACAACCAUGGCACCAGUUCCCCUGAACCUGAUCACGUCGUGGGCCCUUCACUUGCACAAGACCUGCAAAACCAGGCAGGAAACGAAGAAGCGAAUGAGCGUCAUGAAUGGGUUCAUAGGUCGGAGGCUUCCAAAAAGUCCUUUCGCACAAAACAAUAAACUGCAGCCCAUGAGUUCGGCAAGGGACGGCCUGGGAAUUUCGCUACUGCAACCAAGUCCAUUGGGCAGCCAGCUGUCGUUCCGUAACGCGCCCAACAUCAACACCAUCGUCGACUGGGACGUGGUGCGGCACAAGUACCGUGUCCGUUUUGGCGGAGAGGUCGAGAAACCGGCGAGCAGUUCUCCUCUCAUCCUUGGCUCGGAGAUUUCCACGUAAAAAUCGAUUAGUUUCAUCCCUUCGGCAGCGCGAUUUUUCUACGUAAAACUUUUGUAUAAAAACAAAAGAAAAUUCUACCGUACACUCGCACAGACACGCACAGACACGAUUGUAGAGUUUCUAUUAACGACGCGGCCUUUUCGAUGCGGUUAGAUAUCACGAGGAAGCGUAUUAUAUAAAUACAUAAUAACUUACGUCAAGUUAAGUUUUUAAUUUUCUAUUACGUGUAAAUGGUAUAGACAGAGAUAACGAUGUGUAACGACGCGUGUACAUAAUGAAACGUACCAAAAGCUAAUUAUAUACAUACAAGUAAGAGACGUUAAUUAUUAAAUAAAGAUUUAAAUAAUAA
Molecule: messenger RNA, 1268 nt
Organism: Nasonia vitripennis (jewel wasp)
Lineage: Eukaryota; Metazoa; Arthropoda; Insecta; Hymenoptera; Pteromalidae
Product: short transient receptor potential channel 4-like
Exons: 5
Coding region: 179-919 (246 amino acids)
Biological process (GO): GPI anchor biosynthetic process; calcium ion transmembrane transport
Cellular component (GO): glycosylphosphatidylinositol-N-acetylglucosaminyltransferase (GPI-GnT) complex; membrane
Molecular function (GO): calcium channel activity
Source: RefSeq, a predicted model, not a curated record